ACUAAAAUAUGCUUUUUUUCUUUUUUUUCUUAUAUGAUUGCUCCAUCUAUUGAGAAAAUGAAAUAAUACUUUUAUUUAAAAGAAAAUCUUAAAUUUUGGUUAGACAUGUAAUAAGUAUGGUUUUUGCAUUAUUCUUUCACAUAUCUUCUUGUUUUUAUUAAUAUCUUUAAUAGUUUUUUAAAACUCUGUAAAUAUAUAUUCUUAAGAUAUUUAAAGUAAUAUCAAGUGUAUAUUUAUAUAUCUGAUGUAAGAUAUAGGUUAUAAUUUUGAGAUUAUUAAUACAAUGGAUUUAUCAAAAAUUCCAAAUGAUAAAAAAUUAUAUCUUUGCAAAUGGUAUUUUAGAGGUAAAUUAUACAUAUUUAAUUGCUUUUUUUUUUCAUUUAUAAAUAUAUAUAAAUGUUUCUUUAUUUUUGAAGCUGGAUUUGUUUUUCUACCAUUUCUUUGGGCUGUGAAUGCUAUUUGGUUUGCAAAAGAAGCUUUCGUUGAACCACAUUAUGAGGAACAAAAACAAAUUAAAAGAUAUGUAAUAUUUUCUGCAAUUGGAGCAGCUAUAUGGUCAGCUGCUCUUUUAGCAUGGAUUAUUACAUUUCAAACACAAAGAGCAGCAUGGGGUGAAUUUGCGGAUUCUAUUAGUUACAUAAUUCCAACUGGCAUUCCUUGAUGUUAAAAUAUAUCUAUCUUUGUAUAUUAAUAAGUGAUUAUUAUAACAUAAAUUUUUAUUGUACGAAUUAAAAUGAAAUAAGACUGUUCUUUUGUCUUGGUAUUUAAUUAAAUAAUAAUUGUCUUUAAGAUGUAAAAAAUAUAUUUAUUUAGAUGUACUGAUUUUAAAUAAGAUUAAAAUUUGAUAAAAUUCAAAUUUUAAUUAAAUAUAAUUGAACAUUAACAUUUUAUACAAUUUAUAUCAUUUAUAAAACGAUUUAAGUUACAAAUAAAUAUUUAAGAACUUA
Molecule: messenger RNA, 947 nt
Organism: Apis cerana (Asiatic honeybee)
Lineage: Eukaryota; Metazoa; Arthropoda; Insecta; Hymenoptera; Apidae
Gene: pen-2
Product: presenilin enhancer, gamma-secretase subunit
Biological process (GO): Notch receptor processing
Cellular component (GO): gamma-secretase complex
Source: RefSeq, a predicted model, not a curated record